This is a messenger RNA of Aspergillus pseudoviridinutans, 1020 nucleotides long. RefSeq lists its product as uncharacterized. The transcript is spliced from 2 exons. Gene Ontology annotation, cellular component: nucleus. The coding region runs from base 1 to 1020 and encodes 339 amino acids. The record is from RefSeq and is a predicted model, not a curated record. NCBI's taxonomy places the organism in Eukaryota, Fungi, Ascomycota, Eurotiomycetes, Eurotiales, Aspergillaceae.
AUGGAUGUCGCAAGCCUCAUCUCGCCUUCUGAAUCGGAUACAGUGCCGACCUUCAGGUCAAGAUCCAUUCAGAAUCCGUCUGCCAGCCAAUACAAGCGCUUUUCCGAACAAUAUACGGGCUCUUACUUCUCUGCUGUACCAUCACAUACGACAUCUUACUCUCGUACGCCUCAGCCACCGCUAUCCCCUCCAGCCGAGGACCAGCCCAAAUUCUCGCUUCCUUCCAUAUCGAUUCUUCUUGAGAAUGCAGACGGUGCCGCCGCACACGCAGCAAAACGCCAAAGAACCAGUCUGUCAGCGCACAGGGAUUCGGACCCCCGGCCUCUAUCGCAGACAUAUGACUCUAUCACACCACACGCCAUGCCACCAACGCCGCCACUGCGUCCUGGUUCGGGGUUUCACAGUAAUGGCCAUUCUCCCUCAGCAUCAUCUGUCUCUGCCACCAGCACCAGUGCUGUGAUGAAAACCACCGAAACGUAUUCCCAGGCGCCAAUUGGGCUUCCUAGUCCGUCGGAUCGAUCCUCUAUCUCGAGUCAAGGGUCCGUUCAGCAUGUCGCCGGAGCUCCAUAUGCCUCCCCUGCUCCCAGCGUGUCAUCCUACUCUUCUCCCAUCGAGCCCUCUACACCAUCAACUGCCGCUUACUACCAGAGAAACCCUGCGCCAAACGCCUUUCAAAACGCAGGCACCUUCCCUCCACCAUCUGUGGCAUCUCUUCCCUCGCCGGGUCAUCAACAGAUGAUUUCUCCCGUCACCCCCGCCUGGCAACAUCACCACUACUUCCCCCCGUCCAGUUCCACGCCUUACCAGCAGAACCAUGAUCGCUACAUCUGCCGGACGUGCCACAAGGCCUUCUCGCGGCCCUCUAGUCUGCGCAUCCACUCUCACAGCCACACUGGCGAAAAGCCUUUCCGCUGCACACAUGCUGGUUGCGGCAAAGCAUUCAGCGUCCGGAGCAAUAUGAAGCGUCACGAGCGUGGCUGCCAUACGGGUCGCCCAGUUGCUACCGCCAUGGUUCAAUAG